Messenger RNA from Cricetulus griseus (Chinese hamster), 1308 nucleotides. The record is from RefSeq and is a predicted model, not a curated record. Lineage: Eukaryota; Metazoa; Chordata; Mammalia; Rodentia; Cricetidae.
AUGGAUAUUGCGAAUCAAUUCACUAACAAGAGCAGUGAAAAGGUAAAAAUACAGCUGGACCUGAAGGCCAGUGCCUCUGAAGAGGAGACACUUUCAGAUCACUAUGUCAUCCUCAGGAGCCUCGGCAAAGGGAACUUUGCUGAGGUGAAGCUUGCCUACCACCUUCACACAGAGGUGCAAGUUGCUGUCAAGGUACUACACAAUGGAACCAACAAUGACUUCAGCAUAAAUACUGAAAUUGACAUGUAUAAAACUUUGAACCACCCGUAUAUUAUCAAGCUGUUCCAUAUCAUCAACACCAAAGAAUACACCUAUAUGGUGUUGGAACAUGCUGCUCGUGGAGAUCUUGUGAGCUAUAUUGGGAGGGUGGGCCGUCUGCAGGAGGAGCAGGCCCGGCACAUUUUUACACAACUGGUGUGUGCAGUUCACUACUGCCAUGAUAAUGGCAUUGCACACAGAGACAUCAAGCUAGAUAAUAUCCUGCUUGAUGACAAAGGCAACAUCAAGCUGUGCGACUUUGGCCUGGCCACCCGAAUCACCCUUGGCCAGGGUACCAAGGGGUUCUGUGGAACCCUGGAAUAUUGUGCUCCAGAGUUGUUCUCUGGCAAGGAAUACGAUGCAAAGGCAGUUGACAUCUGGAGCCUGGGAGUGGUUUUAUAUACAACGGUGACUGCAUUCUUUCCCUUCAGCGCCAACACCUUUUCAGAUGAAGGAGUAGAUACUGGAUCCCAAUUGUUCACUGUGAAGCCUGAGCAGAAGCCCAAGAUAUUUGACAUUAGGCAGCACCAGUGGCUCAAGACGAAGGAAGAAUUUGGGAAAAUCACACCAUCCUUAGAGGCACUCUGGAACAACCUCAAUCCCAGCAUUGUGGUGGCUAUGGGGAGAAUGGGCUACUACCCCAAGGACAUUAGUACUUGUCUAUGUGAGAAGAAAUUCAAUAACAUCAUGGCCACGUACCUAAUUUUAAACCACAAGUCAUCCUGUGAACACUGUAAAUAUGCUGGGAAAUUCUUGCCGGCACGUGUUACUAUGUCCCCAGCAGAUGCUCUCACUAGCUUUCCAACUCAGAGGGGACUGAGUGAGCCUGCUCUUCGCAUCGUGCUGGAGGAACACCAGGUGCAUGAUGAGAAGGGAUCAAGGAAGAAGAGGAUGAGAAGCCUGAGCAUGCGUGCCCGCUUGUGCUGCCAGCAGAAGAGAAUCAAACAUCCAUGCUCAGCCUCCAAAUUGGCUCAUAAGGUUACUUACAUUAAGAGCAGAUCUUUGGCACAUGAUUUGCAAUUGCUCAUCCUCAAGAUCCCUGUGCUCUGA